AUGGCUACAGCUCAGACAUUGACAAUCAGACAAUCAAGGCGACCUCAGAUAAACCUCCAAAUCCAGUCGGGAUUCUUUACCAUUCUCAAUGAGGACAUCCGCAACCUGAUCUGCCAGUAUCUAUUUGGUUGCACGUGUCAGAGGGCAUACAAGGAGGGCAUCCACGUGCUCUACUCAACCAACGUCUUCAAGUUUAGCCAAGACGCCGGCCUGGACAGAUGGAUGGAUAGCAUCAAGGUGUUGCGGUGGGAUCUUAUCCGCAAGGUCGACCUGCGCAUUCCCCUCGCAGUGGACCUGUGGCAGUGGGAACAAACAUGGGAGAAACUUCGCGCCAUGCCAUAUCUGAGAUCCGCGAAGCUGCGCUGCGAGAGCAAAAUCAAGCUUGUUUAUCAACUGUCGGGGCGCCUCACUUGCGAGAUAAAGGACCCCUUUAAGGGAGGGAGGUUCUUCCUUCCCUGGGCUCUCAAUCCGAUGCUGUGGCCGAGAAUGAGCGACGAGAUCACCUUUGAGAUCCUUUUCAACGUCGAGAAGAGGAAGACUUUGGGGAUUCUACUCAAGGAGCUGAGGGCUCGGGAGAUGCGGGGGAUAAAGAUCGGAUGGGUCACCUGGGCUGAAUUUGAGGAAAUCAGCCGGAUUGUCGAGGCUGCCAGACCACUUGACUUGGCUGGACCAGAAGAACUCAAACGGCUUGACUUUUUUUCACUUCACAACUGGACCUCCCAGGAGACUAUUAAAUGCGGCAACCCUGCAGCUGAGAACAUUCCCUCAACCAACAAGAAAGCCGGGACAUCAUCCAUCACAACCACGAUGGUCCGGUUCGAGACAGGCGAUGAGCAGAGCCACUCAAGGUUCUUCACCAAGCUUCACCCCGACGUCCGGCGCGAGAUCUUCCUCCAUCUCUUCGGCUCCCGCCACGUGCACGUCAUGUUCAGCAGCUGUGAAAUGAACGCCCGGAAGUUUUGGAGGCAUGGCCAUCCACCUCUCACGCAUGUGGGCUGGCUGCACUGCGUGUGCAGGCCUGGGGCGAAACUUCUUCCUCAUGGGCAUGAUGAGUACACUCACAAAUGGAGAUAUUUGUCGACCAAGAUCCUGUGGACCUGUAAGAGGGCCUACGAAGAGGGCAUCGCCCUUCUCUACAGCACAAACACCUUUCUCUGCCAGAAUCCGAUCGACCUAAUCAACUUCAACAGCAUUGCUAUCGAUCAUGUGCGCUUUAUCCGCUUCCUGGAACUACACAUGUCCCUCUACGAACCAGAGACAUGGCGAAAGGAGACUGAUGCCUUCAGGCUCGUUGUCUCGACGCUCCUUGACAGGGAAAACUGGGGCGCCCUCAGGCUGGUAAAGAUCCGCGUGGUCGAUGAGCUGGAAGAUCCUAUUCCCAAGAGGCAGAAGCAAAAGGUGCGAAGGGAAACCCAGAGGGAGUUUGGCCGUGCUGUAAGGGCGCUUGCGGAGAGGGUUCGCGUUGAGGUAAUCUUGGGUGACAAGGGUGACAAGGAGAUUAUCCAGCCGCGUUCGCCUCUGGACCAACCCGGGCUCUCAUUUGUCAAUGCGAGCGAGCAUUUUCCGGAUCGGCAGGGAGACGAGGACCAAGGGAUUGACUCGGAUGAUGAUGACGCUUUUCACCGCGUCAUUGGUCGCGUCUAUAGGGCCGGUAUAUAA
Messenger RNA from Fusarium keratoplasticum, 1659 nucleotides. RefSeq lists its product as uncharacterized. NCBI's taxonomy places the organism in Eukaryota, Fungi, Ascomycota, Sordariomycetes, Hypocreales, Nectriaceae. The coding region runs from base 1 to 1659 and encodes 552 amino acids. The transcript has 4 exons. The record is from RefSeq and is a predicted model, not a curated record.